AUGUUCAUCGUCAUUUUCCUUCUAUUCUUGCCAUUGGUUACCUCUCAAUACUACUAUCCGUAUCGUAAUUAUGGGUAUUAUAGUCAGGGUUAUGGUGGAUAUGGUGGCUCCCCAUACUAUGGAGGGUAUGGAGGACUUGGUGGAUUUGGUGGAGGGUACGGCGGCGGUUUGUUUUCUAACCCCGGGUAGGUAGAAGAAGACAGAAGUUAUGUUUUCAGAUCGGCAAUUGGGUCAGUUGUGGGUGCCCAGCUUGGAGCUCAACUGGGACGUGCAAUCUCAGGUUAA
Bursaphelenchus xylophilus (pine wood nematode) is the source of this 285-nucleotide messenger RNA. NCBI's taxonomy places the organism in Eukaryota, Metazoa, Nematoda, Chromadorea, Rhabditida, Aphelenchoididae. The record is from the annotation of a GenBank genome assembly.